Messenger RNA from Aureobasidium musti, 1494 nucleotides. NCBI's taxonomy places the organism in Eukaryota, Fungi, Ascomycota, Dothideomycetes, Dothideales, Saccotheciaceae. The record is from the annotation of a GenBank genome assembly.
AUGGCAGUUGCUAUGAGGUUCAGAGAGUAUCUGAGCCCUGGUGGCAGUUCACAGGGAGAGCGAAAACUGGUUCAGAAGCUCGACUUCUUUAUCUUGACGUUUUGCUGUCUAAUGUACUUUUUAAACUAUCUCGAUCGUAGCAACCUCACCAAUGCAUACGUUAGUGGUAUGAAAGAGGACCUUAAUUUCAAGGGCAAUCAGCUCACACAGAUCAAUACUGUUUUCACUGUCGGAUAUGUCAUUGGUCAGAUUCCAAGCAAUCUUGCCUUGUACUACAUUAAACCUCGUAUCUUCUUUCCCUCGAUGCUGCUCGUCUGGGGUGCAUUGACUAUGGUCACGGCUGGCACCCACAACCCUCAAUCGAUUAUGGCCAUCCGCUUCUUCCAAGCAUUAGCAGAAUCGAGCACCUUUGUCGGAACACACUACAUUCUGGGAGCCUGGUAUACCGAACGCGAACUCGGAAAACGUAGUGGUAUCUUUACGGCAUCUGGUCUCGCUGGUACUAUGAUCGGAGGUUUCAUCCAAACUGGCAUCCACUCUUCUAUGGACGGCCUGCAAGGACUAGCUGGCUGGAGAUGGCUGUUCAUUGUGGAUGGGCUCAUCUGUAUACCCGUUGCUGUCUAUGGCUUCCUCUUGUUUCCUGACACUCCGCAAACGACCAGCGUGCCAUAUCUCUCUGAAGCCGAACGUGAGCUUGCCCGCUCUCGUGUGCCUCUUCAUGUCCAACGCACGCCUUUCAACUGGGCUUUCGUCAAGCGAGUUUUCGGCUCUUGGUAUUUUUACGGCUUUGUCAUAUUAUGGAUCAUUGCUGGUGAAACCGAAUCAUUCUCUUCAAACUCACUGCUCGCUUUAUACAUGAAGGCACACCCGGAGCGCGGAUACACAAUCUCGCAACUCAACAACUAUCCCACCGGAGUUCCUGCAGUCGGUAUUGUAUCCACAAUCUUCUGGGCUACGCUCACAGAUUUCCUGGGCGGCAAGAGAUAUCUUGUUGGGUAUUGGAUUGGCAUUACUGGUGUCAUCACGUCAGCAAUGAUUCUUGCGCCUUCUGCCACCACUGCCUCGACAUUUGCGGCCUACUACUGGGCUGGCUCUGUCUAUGCUUGUGAGUUGCUCUUGCUUCCUCGUGCUUUACGACUUACUGACGUAAUUUUGCAGGCCANNAGCAAUAUUUUUGCCUGGGCGAACGACGCCCUUCGCUACGAAGAAGACAGCCUUCGUGCCGUAGUGAUUGCGUCUAUGAACUGCGGGUCUGGCGCGAUUAAUGCCUGGUGGAGCAUUGUCUUCUACUCUGCAGACUUUGCACCUAAGUUUACUCGAGGUAUGUGGGCGAUGAUCGGCUGUUCCAUCGCCUUGGCUAUCUGGACAGCAGGAGUCACUUGGAUGUGCGCAAGGACAGAGAAGAAGAGAAUCAGUCAGGGUGUAGUGGCUUACAAUGGUGAUGCGGGAGACGAAGUUAUCAGUGUGGAUGGAAACAAUACCGAAAAAGCUUGA